Molecule: messenger RNA, 8587 nt
Organism: Anolis carolinensis (green anole)
Lineage: Eukaryota; Metazoa; Chordata; Lepidosauria; Squamata; Anolidae
Gene: il11ra
Product: interleukin 11 receptor subunit alpha
Exons: 15
Coding region: 926-2176 (416 amino acids)
Biological process (GO): cytokine-mediated signaling pathway
Cellular component (GO): signaling receptor complex; external side of plasma membrane; membrane
Molecular function (GO): cytokine binding; cytokine receptor activity
Source: RefSeq, a predicted model, not a curated record
GACGGAAGGAAGGAAGGAAAGGAGGAAGAAAUAAAGGAAAGAAGGGAAAGAAGGAAGGAAGGAAGGAAAGGAAAGAAGGGAAAGAAGAAAGGAAAGGAAAGAAAGGAAGGAGGGAAAGAGAGGAAGGAGAAAUAAAGAACUAGCUUGGCUACAAAUGGAAGGGAAAGGAAAAGAAAAAGAAGUAAAAGUAAUGAAGGACUGAAGGGAAAAGAGAAAGAAGGGAAGGGAAGGAAGGAGAUGCAGGAGCCCCUUCUUUGCUUUGUGUGGGGAUGAAGCCCCCUUCUUUGCUUAUGGGGGGUUUGCUGCAUUAACCCCAAAGCAACUGGGGAGGGGGGUCUUGUCGCAUUGCCCCCAGGCCCCCCAGUUGUGGACCUGCUUUGCCUCCCUGGCCUGGCUCUGCAGAGGAAACCGAGGCAAACUUUCUGCCGGGCUGCUCCUUCCUCUGCGCAUGCCCCGUUCCCCCUCUGCUCUGCUCUCCUCCUCCUCCUCCCCCCAAAACAUAAACAGUAGUAAAUCUCUCCUGGCGCAUCCGUGCCAGUGGCUGGGACUCUCACACAGACACACACACACACACACACACACACACAGAGACUCUUUCUGGGGCCUGGCUGCAGGGCGGCCUUCCUGUGCGCACAGACCGCCUCUGGCCCUCCCUUGAGCAUCGGCCACAGCACUGGACACUGGGAAGGAACUGGGACCCAACUGGGAGGAAGGAGAACAAGCACACACAUAUCUUGCAGUUUGAACAGCAUGAUAUGGGUCUACACUGACCUUAUAACACAGUUCCAAACUUAAUUAUAUGGCAGAGAAGAUCCAGCUUAAUUGCAGUUGGCAGGAGACAAUCACCUUGCCUGGAUUUCUGCACCAAAGGGUUUUUGGGAUCUGGUAGCUGGAAGGCCAUGGGGAACAGCAGAGCCAGCCGCCGAUGCAGAAGGAGCCGGACUUGAAGAUGCCGAGCCGAGCCUCCUGCCUGAGCAGAGUGGGGGUCCUCUUGGCAGCCGUCCUGGUGACCACGUCCAUCACCAUGUCCGGAGAGUGGGGUGAGGAAGGGGUGACCUAUGGCCAGAUAGGGAAGGAUGUGACCCUGACCUGCGCCGGAGGAAGUUCCAGCUCCUCCGUCACGUGGCGCUGGAACGGGGCCCCGAUCCUCCCCGAAGGCUCUGCGGUCCAUCAGGGCCAGCUCUUCCUGACGCAAGCCCAGCGCAAUGCCGAGGGACUCUACAGCUGCCACGACGCCGGAGGGACCCUCCUGGGCUCCACCACGCUCCGCCUCGGACGCCUUCCAGAGAUGCCUUCCAUUUCAUGCCAGGCCUCCGACUACGAGAACUUCUCCUGCUUCUGGGCCUCCAGCGUCGAGACCUUCCUUCCCACCAAAUACAUCACCACCUACAGGAAAAGGCAGCUACUUGGAAAUGGGAAUCAAAGUUCCCCAUCCGGCGACGUGAGGCCGUGCGUCCAGGACCCCUCCCGCCCAUUCUCCUGUACGGUCAGCAAGUCUGAGUUCUGGAGCACCUAUCGCAUGAACGUGACGGAGGUCAACCCACUGGGAGCCAGCUUCCGCCUCCUGGACGUCACCCUCCACGCCAUCAUCAAGCCGGACCCUCCGGAGGGCCUUCGGGUGGAUCCGGUGCCCUUUGCCCCCCAGCAGCUGCUGGUCAGCUGGGCAUACCCGUCCAGCUGGCCAAAGAAGCCCUCCUUCCAGCUUCAGUUCCGGAUCCAGUAUCGGCCCAUCGUCUACAGCUCCUGGUCGGUGGUGGAGACGGGCAACCUGUCCAAGGUGAUCACGGACGUGGUGGCCGGCCUGGUCCACGUGGUGCAGGUCAGCGCCAGGGACUUCUUGGACGCCGGCAGCUGGAGCGAGUGGAGCCCCGAGGCCUGGGGGAUGCCUGCCAGCGGACAAGUGGCCACAGUGGGCAACGAGCUCGAAAGUCCGGCAGAGGAUCCCUCCUUGGCCCCCAACGAGUCAGUCGCAACAGGUCGUAGUGAUCCCACGGAGAAGGUGGCGGUGCUGGUGCUGCUGGGCGUCUUUGCCUUCUUUGUCCUGGCGGUCAUCUUGGUCUUUGCCUUCCUGAUGUGGACCCGGAUGAAGAAGCAAAGCAAAGAAGCCACGAAAAACCACGACCUCCUUGCAGCGGCCAUCCACAUGAAGGCCUUGCCCAAAGCCCAGAUCUUGUAACCUGGAUCGAGAGGGGCACCCCAACAUUCACCUCUUCAACUGCAGCUGACCAUCAACUUCCCAAAAGGAGUUUCCCCUUUGCUGAACAUCCAUUCAAACACCCUUUCCCAGAAGCAAACUGGAGGCUACUGGUUUUGGACUCAUCCCACAGCCUCUGCCUUGCAGUGGGCAACGAACUGCCAUUUGCAGAAAGUCUUCAUGCCCACUACAGUGGAAUCGGUGACCAGAGACAUUGGGUCGAGAGGAUGGACAUUCCACCCAACGGUCACUCUUCGGACACCCCCAAACCAUACGAAAGCAUGGGACCAUUUAUUGGUGGGCAAAGAACCAUAGUUUGCAAAAGGUCUCCCUGUCCACCAGACUGGCAAACGGGAAGGACUGACUGUUGGAAGGGACAAAGGAUGGACACUAGCUUGGCUGAAUCGGCACCCCGAAAUGGUCCACAUUAAUCCCUUUGGGACUUCAGGGCUAUGGGUUGGCUUGACCUGACGCCAUGAACUCAUGGGUUGUAAUGCUCCACAAACUACUCACAAGGUAUUGUGGUUGAAGCUAGAGGAUGCAAAGCAUUGUGGAGGAUCGGGACCCCUUUUCCAGAGAUGGAAGAAAGCAGCCCAGAUUUCCCUGAACUCCAACCGUAUUGGCAAAGGGUGCAAACGCCAGCUCAUGCGCACAUCCAUGUCUUCCCGUGUGAUGUCUCAUUGCGCACACAUUUGCACAUGGCCAGCAAGGGACAUUUCCUGGCCAUGAAUUAAAUUCCUGCUUUUGUUUUUAUUGGUUUGUAAGAAAUCUGGACCCUGUGAGGAUGUCGAUGGGAAAUGGCCCAAAUCAGUGCUUGUUUGAAACCUUUUCGGGGCAAGGAGGGACCCGGUUGGCAGACAUCCCUACAAUCCCUAGAAUCGUAGACUUGUAAGGCAACCCUGGGGUCAUCUAGUCCAACCCUCUGCUAUGCUGGAAGGCACAACUAAAACACUCCUGAAAGACACUCAUCCAUCCCCUGUUGAGAGCCCAUCCCCUUCCAUGAUUUGAACGACAAAGGUGUUGGAUAUAUUAUGUAGCAUGGAGAAGAAUCCUAGAAUGCUAGAGUUGGAAGGGUCCACAUGGGCCAUCUAGUCCAACCCCACUGCCAGGCAGGAAAAGCACAACCGAAUCCUUAAAUAAAUAUCAUGUCAAGUUGGUGGGACCCUAAAGGCCAUCCAGUCCAACCCCAUUCUACCAGGUAGGGAGAGAAGAUGGAGCCAGGUUGCUUUCUGCUGCUCCAGAAAUUAGAAGGUGAAUCAGAAAAGUUUAGGGAGAACCUCUUGGUCAGCCCUUCAACAGGCAUUGGACGGGCAUCCCUCAAGAGUGGCCAUAGGGUUUGAACAGACCCAAGGGCAUCUUGUAUUGGAGGGAUCAGUGGGCUAGAGUCCAGCCUUAUCCUUGCCACACUGGCAACUAGAUGUGAUGGUUGAUUGGGAUAUGGCCAAAAACGGGGAGGUAUUGGGUGUGACAGGUAGGAGCAUGUUAUCAAACAUUGAGGUGGGUGGCAAACUGCACCAAAAAUAGGGGUUUGAGGGUCUUUAUGCAUCUCCAAAGGUCUAUUGGGGUCUGCACACACUCCUAAGGAUUUGCAUAUGCCAGAUAUACCUAUUGGGGUUUGCAUAAAACAUAUGCACCUGUUGGGAUUUCCACGUGACCUGUUGAGGCUUGCAUGUGACAUAUGUACCCAUUGGGGUUUGCAUUUGACAUGUUGAGGCUUGCAUAUGACAUAUGUACCCAUUGCAGGUUGCAUAUAACAUAUUGAGGCUUGCAUGUGACAUAUGCACCCAUUGGGAUUUGCAUAUGACGUAUUGAGGCUUGCAUAUGGCAUACGUACCUGUUUGGGUUUGCAUAUGGCGUAUUGAGGCUUGCAUAUGGCAUAUGUACCUAUUGGGGUUUGCAUUUGACAUGUUGAGGCUUGCAUAUGACAUAUGUACCCAUUGCAGGUUGCAUAUAACAUAUUGAGGCUUGCAUGUGACAUAUACACCCAUUGGGGUUUGCAUAUGACGUAUUGAGGCUUGCAUAUGGCAUACGUACCUGUUUGGGUUUGCAUAUGGCGUAUUGAGGCUUGCAUAUGGCAUAUGUACCUAUUGGGGUUUGCAUUUGACAUGUUGAGGCUUGCAUAUGGUAUAUGUACCCAUUGGGGUUUGCAUAUGACAUACUACGGCUUGCAUAUGGCAUAUGUACACAUUGCAGGUUGCAUAUAACAUAUUGAGGCUUGCAUGUGACAUAUGUACCUGUUUGGGUUUGCAUAUGACAUAGUGAGGCUUGCAUAUGGCAUAUGUACACAUUGCAGGUUGCAUAUAACAUAUUGAGGCUUGCGUGUGACAUAUGUACCUGUUUGGGUUUGCAUAUGACAUAGUGAGGCUUGCAUAUGGCAUAUGUACCUAUUGGGAUUUGCACAUGACAUGCUAAGGCUUGCAUGUGACAUAUGUACCCAUUGGGGUUGGCAUAUGACAUACUGAGGUUUGUAUAUGGCAUAUGUAUUCACUGCAGGUUGCAUAUAAUAUAUUGAGGCUUGCAUAUGGCAUAUGUACCUAUUGGGGUUUGCAUAUGACAUAUUGAGGCUUGCAUAUAGUAUAUGUAUGUACUUAUUGGGGUUUGCAUAUGACACGUUGAGGCUUGAAUAUGGCAUGUGACCAUGAGCUGCGGUUGCAGCAUUGUGGUCUAAGUGGCCAAAUUGCCCCCCAAUAGCUCUAGUUUGGGAGUGUCUGGUGUGACUGGUAGGAGAUUUGGUCUUGCUAGGCCUGCCUGACUUCCCGGUCCAUGUUUAUGCCCUUUCAUAAACAAACUGGGGGCAAGAUUGCAUUAUUGGGUGACCCAGGAAGGAUACGCUGGCAAAGAGUGGAGCAUGUGUGUUUGUAUCUGAACUGGCAUGCCCCAAAUCCGGAGCUAAGCCAACUUGCAAAUGCAAAUCCAGAGCCGUUCCUCCCACGCGCCUGGGCCGGUGCCAGAGCCAAACCGGGGCCGGGUUCUGCAGAUGGUGCCAAACUUGCCGCCUCUUUGCCAAACCCUCGGAGGCAGCAACACUUGAUGGAAACUUCCUGAGAUGAAGGCAGCGGUGGCGGCGGGCGCCAGGAGGAGGCUAAAAAUAACCGGGAACACUUUCUGCCGCCAAAGGGCUUGGCAGGGCUUGGCUGGGCAUCGGGGUCAAGGCAGCCUUUUCCUGGCAGCACAAAAGGAGGGAGAACCUGCAAAAGGAAAGAAGGAAGGAAGGAAGGAAGGAAGGAAGGAAGGAAGGAAGGAAGGAAGGAAGGAAGGAAGGAAGGAGGGAAAGAAAGAAAAGGUGACCAUUGUGCAGGUCCUCCCAACAAGUGCCUCCAACAAACUACAAAUCCCAGGAGUGCAAAUGGUGAAGCAAUGGCAAAAGAGAGUGCGGACUUAUGUGUCCUGCACAUGGAAUCUUUUUCUCUUUUCCCACAAGCAUAGUGGUGUUACUCCCCUUCCUGUAGCUCACCAUGUUUGCAUCCACACUGCACAAUUAUGGGGCCUCUGGUGGCACAGUGUGUUAAAGCGCUGAGCUGCUGAACUUGCAGACCGAAAGGUCCCAGGUUCAAAUCCCGGGAGCGGAAUGAGCGCCCGCUGUUAGCCCCAGCUCCUGCCAACCUAGCAGUUCGAAAACAUGCCAAUGUGAGUAGAUCAAUAGGUACCGCUCCAGCGGGAUGGUAACGGAGCUCCAUGCAGUCAUGCCGGCUACAUGACAUUGGAGGUGUCUACGGACAACGCCGACUCUUGGGCUUAGAAAUUGAGAUGAGCACCAACCCCCAGAGUCGGUCACGACUGGACUUAACGUCAGGAGAAAACCUUUACCUAUUUACACUAUGUAACAAAAAUUGAAUUUUUUUUCUAUUCCUGGUUUGAAAGUGUUAUUGCAGUAUCAUUGUGCAGUCCUUACUUUGGAAGUACAGUAGUUGUUCUAGUCCAGAAACUUUUUUUUUGUGGCACAAACUACAGUAGAGUCUCACUUAUCCAACAUUAACAGGCUGGCAGAACAUUGGAUAAGCGAAUAUGUUGGACAAUAAAGAGGGAUUAAGGAAAAGCCUAUUAAUCAUCAAAUUAGGUUAUGAUUUUACAAAUUAAGCACCAAAACAUCAUGUUAUACAACACAUUUGACAGAAAAAGUAGUUCAAUACACAGUAAUGCUAUGUAGUAAUUACUGUAUUUACGAAUUUAGCACCAAAAUAUCACAAUGUAUUGAAAACAUUGACUACAAAAAUGAGUUGGAUAAUCCAGAACGUUGGAUAAGCAAGUGUUGGAGAAGUGAGACUCUACUGUAGUUGUUCUAGUCCAGAAACUUCGUUUUUGUGCCACAAACUACAUUGAAUGGAUUGAAACUCAAUGAGAGAAUCAUUGAAAAACUAUAGGAAAGUGUACUGCAGGAUGUUCCUCCCGCAAAAGCAAAGUUUUUGAAGUUUAGUAAACUUUUCCCAUGUUUUUAGGAUAGAAACAAUUAGGAAAUGACAUUGAUAACCCAGGAACAAAAAUCCUAGUGUUACACAGUGUUACUUGCAAUCCCGGGAUUUGUAGUUUGGUGAAGGUAUAAUAUGUAUAUGUUAUAUGCAACCUGUAAUGAUUACAUAUGCCAUAUGCAAGCCUCAAUAUGUCAUGUGCCAACCCCAAUGGGUGAAGGUACUGAGGAUUUCUACUCUGCAGCCAAGUUGGUGAGCAGAUCAGGUUUGCAUCCACACAGCACCAUUAUAGCAGUUUUGAUUCCACUUUCACUCUUGUUGCUGUUUCACUUGCCAGCAUGGGAUUUGUAGUUUGAUGAAGGAAUUUAGGAUUUCUACCUUGCAGCCAGGUUAAUGUGUAGCCUAUCCACACUGCACCAUUGUAGUAGUUCGAUUGCACUUUCGCAGCCGUAGCUCCAUCAUUUGCAAUCCUGGGAUUUCUAAUUUGGUGAAGAUAUUUGGGAUUGGGGUUGUUGUGUGUUUUCCAGGCUGUCUGACCAUGUUCCAGAAGCAUUCUCUCCUGAUGUUUCACCCACAUCUAUAGCAGGCAUCCUCAGAGGUUGUGAGGUAUAUUGAAAAACGAAGCAAGGGAGGUUUAUAUAUAUAUUUGUGGAAGGUCCAGGGUGUGGGAAAGGACUCUUGUCUGUUGGAGGCCAGUGUGGAUGUUGUAAUUAAUCCCCUUGAUUAGCAUUUAACAGAGGAAUUCCAGACAGGAAUCAAUCCGGUGUAAAGAUACAGUUGUCCUAUUGCUAACUAAUAUCCAGAAUAGAACAUAGGUAACAAACUAAACAAAGUCUUAGGAAUGCAUGGUCUGAAACUGUGGUUCACACUUUAAAUAAAUUCAGAAGAAAUGAUCAGUUGUUUAUUUCAUUGACCAUGCAUUCCUAAGACUUUUAUCUGUGUGGGACAAUACUGAAAUUCAAAGUCACUGAAUAUACUUAUCUGUUACUGAAAAAACAUACAAGCAUGAAAAUAAUGUUUGAUGUAAUGUUGUAAACAGUCUUCAUCUGUGCAUUACUCUUGUGCCUGUAAUGAUUAUAAUUAGUUUGUUAACUAUGUUCUAUUCUGGAUAUUAGUUAGCAAUAGGACAACUGUAUCUUUAAACGUAUUCAUAGAUUUCUGUGUACUUUUGUGUUUUGUAUGAAUCAAUCAGGGGAAGCUAAUGACUCUGAACAAAGGAUUCCCCCAGGCCAGGUUGUGAGGUUGGGAAGGCCAUUUAAUGCUAACAAAGGUGAUUAAUUGCAACAUUCACACUGGUCUCCAACAGACAACAAUCCUGUCUUCCACCCUGGACUUCCCACAGAUAUAUAUAAACCUUCCUUGCUUAGUUUCUUCAUAUACCUCACAACCUCUGAGGAUGCUUGUCAUAGAUGUGGGUGAAACAUCAGGAGAGAAUGCUGCUUCUGGAACAUGGCCAGACAGCCCGGAAAACACACAACAACCCUGUGAUUCUGGCCAUGAAAGCCUUCGACCACAUUUGGGACUUCUAUUCCUCUGACCUUAUAUAUGGCGUGAGUGAUUCCCACCCAAUAAUUCUUUCGCACCCCAGAAAAUUUACAAAAUGCCAAGUGAUAUAAUUGUGGAGUGCAGAUACUCCCCAAGAGAGUAUUUUUGUUGCCAUUCCUUCACAACACUUUCAUCCUGCAUUCGCUGUCAUGGUUCCUUCCUUCCUGGCAAAAGGGGGCUGGACUGGAUGGCCUUUGGGGGCCCCUUCCCGCUCUAGGAUUCUAGGAUUCCCCGCUGCCUUCUUGUCCCUGCCAUUGGAGGCCAGAGCGGCCACUCUUCCCUCCCGGACCCUGGGCCACCCUGCCCCACCUGCGCCCUGUUUCAAGGAGGCACCUACCUGCCCGUCGGCCUCCUCCCUCUUGUGACAAUAAGCUAAUGCCGGACUGUAUCGUAGCGGCAGGUUUUGUUGCGCUCGCGUUAUCAAUAAAGUGACCUGAAGGAA